Molecule: messenger RNA, 1650 nt
Organism: Eucalyptus grandis
Lineage: Eukaryota; Viridiplantae; Streptophyta; Magnoliopsida; Myrtales; Myrtaceae
Product: laccase-14
Biological process (GO): lignin catabolic process
Cellular component (GO): apoplast
Molecular function (GO): hydroquinone:oxygen oxidoreductase activity; copper ion binding
Source: RefSeq, a predicted model, not a curated record
AUGGGGUCCAAGGACAUGGGGAUUUUGCUUACAUUUGUACUGAUGGCGAUGUGCUUUUCCUCUGUCCGACCGGAGGCUCAAUACCUCGACUUCGUCGUGGAAGAGAAGGUGUUCACGAGGCUGUGCAGCUCCAAGAGCAUAUUGGUUGUGAACGGGAGUUUUCCGGGGCCAGUGAUCAAGGUUCACAAGGGUGACACCGUCUACGUCAAUGUUCACAACCGUGGAACCUCCGGCCUCACUAUGCAUCGGCACGGAGUUAUGCAACCAAGAAAUCCAUGGUUCGAUGGUCCGGAGUACAUAACACAAUGUGCCAUUCCAGUCGGUUUGAGCUUCACUUAUGAAGUCAAUUUCACCACGGAAGAAGGCACGGUUUGGUGGCAUGCUCAUAGUGAUUGGACCCGUGCGAGUGUCCAUGGCGCAAUUGUCAUUUAUCCGGCCGAAGGAAGCACUUACCCCUUCCAACAGCCCGAUGCAGAUGAAGUUUUAGUCCUUGGGUCCUGGUACAUAGAUGAUUAUCAAGAGCUGGUUGACUAUGACUUGGCUGAAGGUACAGACUUGCCCACCUCAGAUGCAUACACCAUCAAUGGCCAGCCAGGGGACUUUUGCCCCUGCUCCAACGAAUCGACCUACCGUUGGUAUGUCGACUUCGGGAAGACCUACCACGUUCGGAUAGUCAACGCAGACAUGAAUGCGGAGCUCUUAGCCAUCGCAAGCCACAACCUCGUGGUUGUCGGCAUGGACGGAGGGUACGUGAAGCCCUUCGUCACCGACUACAUCAUGAUCUCUCCGGGGCAGACCAUCGACGUGCUGCUUGUGGCCAAUCAGUCACUCGGCCACUACUACAUCGUCGCUCGGCAGUACUACUCCGGGAAACUGCUAUACACCGAGUUCGACAAGACGAACGCGUCCGCCAUCCUCCAGUACCGUGGGAGUUAUGCCUCUCCCGAGGAACCCGAGCUCCCCGUUCACCUCCCAUCCUACUAUGACAUCGAUGCUCAAAUCCAAUUUACUCGGAAACUUCGAAGCUUAGCCAGCGUGGACCACCCCGUUGAUGUUCCACUGGACAUAAGUACCAGAAUGUACGUCACGGCGUCGAUAAACAUCUUUUGGUAUGCCAGUGAGCGGAUGGGUUCGAGCUUGAAUAAUAUUUCUUGGGUCAACCCGAACACUGAUGUACUCUCAGCCUACUACAGGAACACGAGUGGAUUCUACACGACUGACUUCCCUGACCAGCCACCGACGUUCUUCAAUUUCACGGCGGACGAUCUUCUAGUCAAUACGACGGAGCCGAUCCAGGGGACUAAAGUGAAGGUGCUGAACUAUGGCGAAGAGGUGGAGAUGGUGUAUCAAGGGACCAACAUUCUGAACGCCUCGGUAGCUCACCCGAUGCACUUGCACGGCUACACCUUCUACGUGGUCGGGGUCGGGGGAGGAAACUAGAACCCGGAGACCGACCUGAAGACGUUCAACCUGAUCGACCCACCUCGGCUGAACACUAUUUCGAUCCCAAGGAGCGGAUGGGUUGCCGUCAGAUUCAAAGCAACUAAUCCCGGUACGCACAAUCACCAUGGUGGGAUGUUGGCGCGCUCGAGGUUUGGGCGUGACAUUGGGAAUAGGCAAAAUCCUAACCAUCAUAGGAGAAUGAUCUAA